GGGGCUAAGGUCGGCGACGCUGGUAACUGGCGCGAUAAGGGAGGUCGCAGCUUGACGUAACGGGACUCUGAAGACGUGGCGUACCGUCGCCGCAGCAGCGAGCUACCAGUACCGGCUCGUAAGCAAUAAUGGCUCGUACCGACGGCACGCCGCAGUUCGCCGACCUCAACGAGCUGAGCGCGGAGAGGAAUGGCGGCGCCAUAGUGUUCGCCACGGACGACUGGUUCGCCGUGGCCGAGAACCUGCUCAAGAGCACGGAGCCCGAGUGGCGCGAAGGGGAGUUCACGGACUGCGGCAAGUGGAUGGACGGCUGGGAGACGCGGCGCAGACGCUCCCCUGGACACGACUGGGCCAUCAUCAAGCUGUGUUUCCCUGGCCAGAUAAAAGGUGUAUACGUGGACACGGCGUAUUUCACUGGUAAUUUCGUCCCUCGAAUUUCUCUGCAAGCAGCCCAUCUUACAUCAGAAGAACAGAGCUGGCUGCCUCCUCGAGUCAGCAGACUGGGCACCGCCGCCACGCCGCAAGUGAUGGAGCAGGUGGAGAGACUGCAGUCACACGCGUGGCGGGAGGUACUGCCCAGGAGCGCCCUGAGGCCGGGCCGCGCCGACAGCAGGCACCACUACCUGCCCGCGCAGCGCGCCCACGAGGUGUGGUCGCACGUCAGGCUGAACCUGUUCCCCGACGGCGGCGUGGCGAGGCUCCGGCUGUACGGGGUGGCGCGCCCCAUCCGCGGCCCCGUCGACGGCGCGCAGCUGGUGGACGUGAUCUCCAUGGAGCGAGGCGGCGUGUGCGUGAGCUACAGCAACGCCCACUACGGACACCCCAGGAACGUCAUCAGGCCGGGGCGAGGGACGGACAUGGCUGACGGCUGGGAGACGGCUCGCAGACUCGACCGACCCUGCGUGCUGGAAGAAGAUGAAAACGGCAUACUAAAGGUCCCCGGGAGCGAAUGGGCAGUCUUCAAGUUGGCGCACUGCGGGACGAUAGACUCGAUCGAAGUGGAUACACUCCACUUCAAGGGCAACUACCCAGACUCCGUUUGGUUAGAAGGAAGUUUGGGAGAUGACUUAAAUUGGAAAACUUGUCUCCCAAGAAAGAAGCUGUCGCCGCACAGGCUCCACGCGUACACGCGCGCGGACAUCCACCACGAGGGCCCGUUCAGCCACGUGCGCGUGACAAUCGCCCCCGACGGAGGCAUCAGCAGACUGCGCGUGUGGGGGCGAGCGGCCUAGCGGCGGCGCGCGCAGUCUGCUCGUUCACGCGGUCUCUUGUUCCGGAGACAGCCGUGCGCGCAACGUGGCUUCACUCCAACAUCUAGACAGUCCAAGUCAACUAGAACGUGUUACACGUUUGCUUGAAGCAGUUGUAAUUAUUAAUCUCCAGGGAUGUGCGAAUACUUGAUUUUCAGUUCGGUUCGAAUCCGAUUCGAAUCCCUGGCAAUAUUUGAAAUAUGAAUCCGAUUCCGAAUAUUAAGCACAGAAUAAUUAAAAAUAACUGAUUAAUUUAAAAAUAAUGUGUGUUCUCUUUUUUCUAAAUGUAACUACUGGCAAUUAUUUAUUACACUGAGAUUGAAAUGUGUAUAAUUAUGUAAACUUAAUUAAUAAUAAACUCUUUAAAAUAUGAAAACCAAAACAUAUUUGAUCAAUAGUAAUAAACUGCACGCCACAGGGAAAUCUCUGUUUUAUAAACGUUUCAGCAAACGAAACCAUUUUUUCUCCAAUAAAUAGCCAAGACGUUUUUUUUCUUGUAGGUAUGUACGUAAUUGUUUUUAGUUUAUAGUUGCUAUACGACGAAAUUCGUAAUUAUAGUUUAAGCUCUCGAAAUCACGAAAUUCUUUUAAUCUCACUGGGUUAAUUAUUUAAUUUACAUAUCUUUCUUUGAUACAUCAUAUUAUAAAUACUUACGUAAUAGAAGCCUAAUUUUAUUUUUCACUGCUAGUAUUUUUGAGCCGUAUUAAAUUGAUUUAUAACUUUUGUGAAUAUUCGUAAUACUGUUCGAAUCCAUGUACGUACAACGAUUCCGGGUUCGGGUAAUUGUGGAUUCGAACCGUACCCGAAAAUAUCGGGUACUCGCACAUCCCUAUUAAUCUCUUGUUCUCACAGGCUGGUGCUUGUGGGUUUCAUGCAAAAAAAAUAAUAAAGAAAACCAAGUGUACCAAUUGCGACAAUACACAUUUUUUUUUGGCACAUGCCUAGUGUUGAUAAUUGAAUACUAUGCACAAUGUAUGAUUCCGAACUUUCUGGUUCAAUGGUUUUGUUGUAGAGUAUAAGAUGAACAAAAUGUGUUGUAAAAGAACACAGUGAACCCUCAUUAAUAAAAUCCCUGUUGAUACAAAGUGCCUUCACAGUUCCUAGAAAUGACAUAGAAUUUAUAGUGCUAAGUAAUAUGUUUAAUACAAAAGUAUGGCUAUUAUAUAAUACAGUAAACUCCCUAUUAUCCGCACAUGCUACGAAAAAAUGCAGCACGUAUGUAAAUCUGUAUUUUAUUAAAAGUGAGCAAAUUUGAACUCUACUGACGAGUGUAUUGUGUGCAGUAAACAGUACAACGCCACAGGCCUUCUCGGAAUUCACGCAGUAGGCCGGCAUGCGUUUUUAUUUUUGUCUCUGUCGCGCUUUGUUUCUAGUCGUAUGAUUGAGCACUUUUAUGUUUACGUUACUGAAAUGUAUUGUUUGUUAAUUAUUCAGUAAA
Molecule: messenger RNA, 2688 nt
Organism: Bacillus rossius redtenbacheri
Lineage: Eukaryota; Metazoa; Arthropoda; Insecta; Phasmatodea; Bacillidae
Product: allantoicase-like
Exons: 9
Coding region: 129-1232 (367 amino acids)
Biological process (GO): allantoin catabolic process
Molecular function (GO): allantoicase activity
Source: RefSeq, a predicted model, not a curated record